Hylaeus volcanicus is the source of this 2099-nucleotide messenger RNA. RefSeq names its product torso-like protein (gene tsl). The record is from RefSeq and is a predicted model, not a curated record. NCBI's taxonomy places the organism in Eukaryota, Metazoa, Arthropoda, Insecta, Hymenoptera, Colletidae. The coding region runs from base 688 to 1719 and encodes 343 amino acids. The transcript is spliced from 3 exons.
GGGGGCACGCUGCUGACGGUGAGAUCGAGGCCUGUCGCGAUCGUGAGUGGUGAACGGCGUCGAUCGUGAUCGAUCGAUCGAUCACUCGCGGUGGAGGACACGUGACCGACAGAACAGAACAGUCUCGUCCCACAGGAAUCACUUCAUAGUAAUAAUUGUGGCGAUCGAGUAGGACGAAGUCCCUUCCUUGCAGAAGUCCUCCGAAUCGCAGACUCUUUAUCGAUCGAUCGUACUCUCGAUCCACGUCACAGGUCCAAGGGUGCAUCCUCAACGAAUUCUGGAACCAUCGAGACGCGCGGGAGAUAAGAAGAACCGGCGCGAUUCUGCGCAGUGGCACCAGAGUUAGACACGCGUGCGUGGCGUUGAAAUCGGGUGGAUUCGAACAAGUCAACAGGAAACUUUGAUUAAAAACCGUGUGACAGCGAGCGAGCAUUAGGAUCUUAAUUGACAGGUUCUAAUUACCCCCACGAUCACGGAAAAGUCUAUCACGAGUGACUAAGUUGACAGAGUAACUAACAGUGCUGGGAUAGUGAGAAUCCAGAGUGAUUUAUCAAGUAUGUAUGGUUAAGGGUUUUGGUAGAUCCACGAUCCAUUUUGUAGCUGCAGUGACAUUGAAAGAUCUACGUGAGGAGAAGAUGGAGAAUCCUUGAAACGUGCAGGUGCUUCCGCCGUAGGCAGCUGCGAGAGAUGUGGUCGCGAUCGCGAUUCCUAGUCCUGACAUGGCUGCUCGCGUUGCUGAUGGGAGUUAGGGUCAGCGACGGGUCGCAGAGGCCGCGUCUUGGCAGCGCUGUGAACGUCUUCAGCCGAUACGGCUACCUGAGCAUCAGCAUGAGAGUAUUGCCCAGGAACGACACGGACACCUGGAUAUUUCGCGAGCCCACGUUGGACGUCUUCACGAAUCCAGUCCCGACGGUGGCCAGCCAGCGCCAGCAGACGGCCGUCUUCGACGGCGACUUUCACAUGGAGUUCUGCGACAACAUCCGCCAACUCCUGCAGGCGUACUUCCGGGACUUCACAUUCGAGAGGCUGGAGAGACCGUGGCGCGCGUUCACAGGCAGUUGGUCUAAGGGAGCCAUCGCGCGACACUUGGGAAUCAACUCGUCGUUCAUCACUGGGGAGCAUUGCUACGUGCUGGUGCGCGUCGCCAGGUUCCGUGAGAACGAGAAGCUUGCUGGCACGGCGGAGUCGAUGAUCGUCGACGAGGCCGUUUACAGGGAAACGAGCAACGUCACGGUCGGCGAUACCGCGAGCGUGGUUCGAUUCAUCAAGCACUUUGGGUCGCACUACAUCGCCGCCUACGUCACGGGGAAUUCAUUGUACCAGGUGUUCGUCUAUACUCCACAAGCGUAUCUGCGUAUAAAAGAGCGGUUGAAGACACGCGGUGUGGCGAACCUCUCGAAUGUCGAAUUAAGUAACUACUUCUCCCCAUGGUAUGCAGAGCACAUCGGUUCCAUACAAGCUGCCAGCGGGAAUAGCACCGUGGAAGCAUGGGCAGUGGAACGACUUCGAAAUCAAUAUUAUAUUUUCUCCCACGCGAGCCUGCUGAAAUUACACGGAGACGCGAUCUUGCUGAAGCAACUUGAUGGACUACUUGGAGACGAAGCGCUACUGCAGCUACAGCUGCGAACGUUGGCGCCCAUUUUUAAUGACACUCAGCGACGCGAGUGGUUCCUCGAGGUGAUCGAUAAUUACUUUAAGUUAUGGGAAGUGAAUAUGUGAAGACGUUGUACUGAUCCUGGAAGGAAAGAAAACAAUUGGCACGCCUCUGUUUCACUCGCGUGAUUCAUACGCGGUCGCGAAAUGAAACUAGAGGAGGUGUCGACCUCUGGCGAGGUAGAUCAUCUGUGACUUCGAGUUUAUCGUUAAUUUGGGGUCCCACCGGAAGUUCACUAUUUGUUCUCCGUCGAACGGACGCUAGGGUCUAAUAAAGAAGCGGCCAACUAUCAUAUUGUUAUGAAUAAGUAUUUAUUAUUAUAAUCAAUAAUAGAAAACAUUUUUAUACAAAAGUUUUAAAUAUAUCACAAGCAUUUUUCCCAAAAGUAUCUGACUGAAAAAUAAGCGACUUCUUGUCUCUCCACUUAUGGUUCUAUUUUUUUUAU